CGCAUCGAAAGAAAACAAAACAAAAGUAAAAGAGAAAAACUAACGCAAACAUUGCAUUCGAGACCUUUGUUCCCUUUCCCAGUCUCCCUCACUCUUUUUUCCCUUGCACAGUGUCCUCUCUUUCUCUUUUUCCCCUUCUCUCACACUUUCUCUCAGGCAAUGGAACACUGAAACUGUAGCCUCCGAUUAAAGAGAGUAAAGCAUUAGUCUCCAAGUGAUGAGAGAGUGAUCCGGUGAAAGAAAAGGAAAUGGAGGGAGCAGAGGAGGAGUUGGAGAGGCGGAGCAAGUUCCUCAGCAGUUUGAUACAGAAGAAGAAAGCCACAGAGCAGCAAGAGCAGCAUGACAGCCUCAACGUGCGCGUCAGAGCCUCUGACAUGCCCUUUCCUUUGCAGAACCGUGCCUUUCGCUGCGCACGUGACCAUCUCGACUCCAUGCCCGGCAAGCUUGACAGCAAACGAAUCGCCCUCGCGCUUAAAAAGGAAUUUGAUUCAUCAUAUGGUCCAGCUUGGCACUGCAUUGUGGGAACUAGCUUUGGCUCCUAUGUCACACAUUCCACAGGGGGCUUCUUGUAUUUUUCAAUUGACAAGUGUUGGAGACUACUUCGGAACCCUGAGUCUUUGGCUGCCAAGAUUCUAAAGGUAAAAUGCUACUCCCCCAUGAUUCUAUCAGUAUGCCCUAUAUGUGGAUUAGAGGCGGAGACUAUGGGGCAUAUAUUGUGGAGUUGAUGGCAAGAGAUGCAUGAAGCAUGUGUGGAAGGAAACUACAAAAGGGUUGUGCAGUAAAUGAUGAAUUUAUUCAUGUUGUGGAAGUUUUGCAAAAUAAGUUCGAAGAUGAUGAUAUUGAACUCAUGGCUUUAGUGGCAAGAAAUUUGUGGUUUAGGAACUCUAUGAUCUUAGGGGGGUUGUUUGGCCAACCUGCUCAACUUGUGAGAAAAGCGUUGAAAUCCCUAGAUGCUUUCAAAAAUGGUAACACAAAGAUGCAAGAUAAAAGAGAAAGUGGUAAUUCUUUGACUCAAAAGUGGUCAAUGUCUAACGUUUUGUGAAGGUCGACGGGGAUGCAGCCAUGGACAAGAACAAAAGGAAGAUGGGCCUUAGUGUGAAUGUGAUAGACCAUGGGGAGGAGGUUUUGGCGAUGUUGAUAGCCCCCUAGACAACAUCAUUGAUCUGACUGUUGCCGAAGUUAUAGAAUCUGGAACUAAAAGGAAAUACUCUCUGCGUUAUACAGACACUGAAAAAGGAAGAAAACAGUUAGUGCAGAUAUGACAACCAAGUGAUUGACGAUGCCAAAAUUAUGCUGAAUAGUUUACAAACUUGGAAAGUGAAUCAUGUCAGAAGGGAGGCAAAUGGAGUAGCUCAUAGACUAGCUAAAGAAGCGCUUUUUCUUAUAGACGAACAAGUUCAUAUGGAGGAACUCCCAUUAUAUUAUUGACAUUGUAGAAGGUGGAAUCAUUCCAAGUCUCGAGGGAGAUGUUCCUACUGCGCCCUACUUCACUUUUUGUUUUUUUCUUUAUUGUUUUAUAGGGAUAAAUAAUCGUGAUUUUGUAUGACUUGUUUGGGAAUUAAUGAAAAAUAUGAUAGAAUGAUCUAAUU
Messenger RNA from Corylus avellana, 1589 nucleotides. Its product is annotated as Dynein light chain type 1 family protein. Gene Ontology annotation, molecular function: dynein intermediate chain binding. Lineage: Eukaryota; Viridiplantae; Streptophyta; Magnoliopsida; Fagales; Betulaceae. Gene Ontology annotation, cellular component: cytoplasmic dynein complex. Gene Ontology annotation, biological process: microtubule-based process. The record is from RefSeq and is a predicted model, not a curated record.